Messenger RNA from Syngnathoides biaculeatus (alligator pipefish), 2883 nucleotides. RefSeq names its product gastrula zinc finger protein XlCGF57.1-like. NCBI's taxonomy places the organism in Eukaryota, Metazoa, Chordata, Actinopteri, Syngnathiformes, Syngnathidae. The transcript has 2 exons. Gene Ontology annotation, cellular component: nucleus. Gene Ontology annotation, molecular function: RNA polymerase II cis-regulatory region sequence-specific DNA binding; DNA-binding transcription activator activity, RNA polymerase II-specific. The record is from RefSeq and is a predicted model, not a curated record. Gene Ontology annotation, biological process: regulation of transcription by RNA polymerase II. The coding region runs from base 12 to 1304 and encodes 430 amino acids.
GUCUUCUGAAAAUGUUUGCAAGAACGAUAGCAAAGUACGUGAAGGAACUUUCUGCAACAAAAGCGGAGAACGAGCGACAAAGUCAACUUCAGUACGCUGUAUUCAAGCGGCCUCGUGAUGUGGUACACGAUGCAGACAUCAGUGAAAACCUUCAUUCAGAGCACCAGAAGUCUGACCCUCUUCACAUUAAAGAGGAAGUCGAUGACAAAGAGGAUUACCACAUCAAAGAAGUGUAUUCUCACAUUAAAGAGGCAGAGGAGGACAUAGAUGUUCAUCACAUCAAAGAGGAUGGGUUCCUCUGCAUUAAAAAGGAAGAGCAGGAAGAAAUCAUCAAGGUUACAUCAACUGGUGUUCCUCUAAAGAGUGAAGAUGAAGGCCAAAGUGAGGAGAACGGAGGUGGGGAGCCUUUAAGCAGCAGCUUAAAUCAAUACGUGACAGAAGGAGAUAAAGACCAUGUUGGAGGAUCACAAGCAGAUGCUCUCUUAGCUCCACUAUCAGAUAGUGAUGACAUGACGUCACACUCUCCUCAGACUGAUGAAGAGUCUGAAGGUGGAAUGACCUGCCACACUGACAACAAACGAUGGAAAUGUGCUCAGUGCGGGAAGACUUUUCCUUAUAAGAGCUGUUUGAAACGACAUAUGAGAACACACACUGGAGAGAAACCCUUUGCCUGCCCCGUUUGUGAUCAAAGAUUCUCUCUUAAGGGAAACUUAAAAAUACACACAAGAACCCACACAGGAGAGAAACCAUUUGCCUGCUCAGUUUGCGGCCAAAGAUACUCUGAGAAGGGAAGCUUAAAAACACACACAAGAAUACACACUGGUGAAAAACCCUUUGUCUGCUCAGUGUGUGAUCAACGAUUCUCUAGGAAUAGAAUCUUAAAACGUCACACAAGAACGCACACCGGAGAGAAACCCUAUACCUGCUUAGUUUGUGAUCAAAGAUUCUCUGAUAAAGGAAGCUUAAAAACGCACACAAGAACUCACACUGGAGAAAAACCUUUUCCCUGCUCAGUGUGCAGUCAAAGCUUCUCUCAGAAGGGAACUUUAAAACGUCACACACGAACACACACUGGAGAGAAACCCUUUUCUUGCUCAGUUUGUGAUCAAAGAUUCUCCGUAAAGGGAAGUUUAAAGACACACAUACGAACUCACACUGGAGAGAAACCAUUUGUCUGCUUAAUUUGCAGUCAAAGGUUCUCAGAGAAGGGAAGCUUAAAGCGUCACAAAAGAACUCACACUGGAGAGAAGCUCUUUUCUGCUCAGUUUGGGUUCAAAGAAUCUAACUUAUCAGAGACUCUUUAAGCACAAAGUGAGCAGGCUUAAUUGGGUUAUUAUGUUUUGUUAAGUACCCCUUAUCACUGAUAAGGAAGAUUCUUUUGUAAGGGGAGCUCAAAAUUUAGCAUCAUACAAGAACCCACACUGGAGCAAAAUUACAGUAUUUCUGUUCUCCGUUUGUGGUUCAAGGAUUUUGUGGAAAAGAGAGCUGAAAAAAAAACACAAGGACCCACUGUAAAGACUAUUUGUUGAAUCUGUUCAGUUUAUUAAAUGUUCUAGGGCUGUGAGAUUAAAUUACCCAAGACUACUACAGAAAAGGUUGACACAAAAAUGUCUACCUCGAGGGAAUGUAAAUUUUAAAAGCAUAUUUGCUUCACCUGCAACUAUUGGGACACUGUCCAUAUAUAUAUAUAUAUAUAAAUUUUUUUUUUUUUUUUUUUUGCAGAUGGAUGCACUGUUAGACCAGUGGAAAACCUUAGCGAAAAUGAUAGGAGUGUCUGUGAUUUUUACGACACCAUUAGAUGUGGCAUGUAACAUGAUGUACGAGUGAGAUGUAAAAUGUGUGUGUGUUGGAAGAGUAAUUGCAAGCACACUAAUGCUAAUUGUGACUGCUAACCAUUUUUCUAAUGCUAUUUUUGUUGUUUCAAGUUUUUCCCAUAUAUCCAGUACCAACAUAUGCAUUUUAAGGAUAACGGUUCACUCUUAUAAAUGAGGAUAGAAUGCAUGUUUGUAGUGGGGGAGCAUUACUUGAAUACUCAAUAAAAUAUCUAUAUCGCUAAUUGAUUCAUAAUAUAUUUGAUAAUGACAGCCCUAAAAGAUCUACUGAGAAAAUAUGCUUAAAAAUGCACACGUGGGGUUGGAAAAGUUAAUGUUACGGACAAAAUGGUCCUCAGAUGUGUAUGGGUAACAUGCAAUUCCGAUGAAAGAUAUCCUGCUUGGUUACAAGAGGUCCGGUUGAUUCAUUUUCCAAAUUCUAAAACACAGUUGAGGAAGUGUCUACGAUGGAUUAAGGCUCGCAGAAGAGCGUGCGUACAACUUGUUUGGACAACAACAAACACGAGGCUGUAUGUUCGAACGUAAGUGAGGGAGAAGUAUCUUCUCUGAAUUUGAUUUCAUUAUUAUCAGUGCUUUAUACAUUGCAGGAAAACAACUUUCACUUUGUUAGUGUAUCACUGACCUGCUGAAUGAAGUGUGUGAUGUUUUAUGCCAAUGAGUCUGGUUCGGAAUACGUAAAUGCGCGAUGUCAUGCAAGAGAAAUGUCUAUUUGCCCAUUUGUAUCACAUCGGACUUUUACGACAUAGCACUGGGUUCCAUUACGAGCCAAGUAAAAUGAAUACACCCACUCACUUAUAAAAUCUACAAUGAUAUCUAUCACUCGUGAUCUUUCCAAAUAAAAAGUACUAGCCCUGCUUUACAUGCUCAGUGCGAUUCCACAAUUUUAUCCUGGUGGAUUUCAAUAUGAAGUUUGUGAGGCGUCAAUAUUUUUUGCAUUGAUCGCCAAGGUUUUGCUGUAACUCUAACAUUGCGUCCUGCUUCGUCAAAACUCUUAAUUCCGUGUACAUAUCCUUGCGUGAAAUAGUUGACACCUCUCUGUAGAACUCUCUUG